Messenger RNA from Dissoconium aciculare CBS 342.82, 1830 nucleotides. RefSeq lists its product as uncharacterized. The coding region runs from base 169 to 1746 and encodes 525 amino acids. Gene Ontology annotation, biological process: ribosomal large subunit biogenesis; rRNA methylation. The record is from RefSeq and is a predicted model, not a curated record. Lineage: Eukaryota; Fungi; Ascomycota; Dothideomycetes; Mycosphaerellales; Dissoconiaceae. Gene Ontology annotation, molecular function: rRNA (adenine) methyltransferase activity. Gene Ontology annotation, cellular component: nucleolus. The transcript has a single exon.
GGCUGAUCGAAAGAUGCGGCUCUGUGCGCAAUGCAAUGCGGCUGCUGCCAUUAGCUGCCGUGGAACAUUGCACCAACCACUGGCGUCUUAAAACUGCAUGCGACCAAAAUUUUGAAUCCAUGGCUCCGCAGAUAUCGACCUGUUGAGCAUCAACAAAAUACCGAAGACAUGUUUGCAGUCAAAGGAUGGGCCGUCGAUGCGAGCGCAUUGAAGCCUCAGUCAGAACCAUUCAGGAACAAUGUCAACGCCCCGACUGCUGAUGCGUCGGCCGACGGCGCAGAUGCGCAAGAAAGUCGGAGAAAGCGGAAACGAGGCGGCGAGCCAGCAGCCCAGAAUAUGGAUGUCGGGAAGUUGUGGGAACAACACAUUGAGGGCAAAAAGCCAAAGAAGGUGAAGACACAAGAAAAAUCGAAACCGGAAUUGCCGGUCGUGAAGGUAGAAGCGCCCGUCGAGCCUCCAAAGCCGGCGCAGGCGAAGAAGAAGAAUGCUGCGCCCCCGGUUGCGGCAGAGGAGCCUUCGCAGAAACGCGCAAAGUCGGAGAAGAAGUCAAAAGAGAAGGCGCGCAAGGAAUCGGAUAAGGCUUCCAAUGGCGUACAAUCUCGCUCAGAUCAGCAACAAAAAUCAAACGGAAAGAAGUCAGUCGUGAAGGUUGCAGAACCUUCAGCGCUCAAACUCACGCCUAUGCAAGCCGCAAUGCGCCAAAAGCUGAUUUCAGCACGAUUCCGACAUCUGAAUGAAACGCUGUAUACCGAGCCGUCAGCGAAGGCGCUGGAUCUGUUCAAUCAGAAUCCCGAGAUGUUUGAGGACUACCAUUCCGGGUUCCGGCAGCAAGUCACCACCUGGCCCGAGAACCCCGUGGACACCUUCAUCAGUGUGAUUCGUUUGCGUGGAAACGUGCGACUACCAUCGCAGAAAAAGGUCUUCCGCAACAAAGGAAAACCGAAGGAACCCGAGCUUCCGCCAGCCAAUACCGAUCGGUCUGUCGUACCGUUGCCUCGCACCAAAGGUACCUGCAUUAUCGCCGAUUUGGGCUGCGGCGAUGCACGGUUAGCGCAGACUUUGAAGGAUUCCGGUGACGGUGCCAACUUGAGUUUACGAGUGCAUUCAUACGAUCUACAUUCACCAUCGCCGCUGAUCACCAAGGCCGACAUCUCCAACAUUCCUAUCGGUGAUGGCAGUGUCGAUGUCGCAAUAUUCUGUCUCGCUCUCAUGGGCACGAACUGGAUCUCAUUUAUUGAAGAGGCUUACCGCAUUCUGCAUUGGAAAGGCGAACUGUGGAUCGCAGAGAUCAAGUCCCGCUUUGGACGAAUCGGUCGCGCCGGGAGAGUUGUUGAACACAGCGUCGGCGGUAAGCGGAAGAUGGCCGCGUUGAAGAAAGCACAGGACGCGAAGAAGCGAGAAGCGGACGAUGUCAACGAGCAGGAAGUGCUGUCUGUGGAGGUGGACGAAGUACCGGUCAAGAAUGAGGAGACGGAUGUGACUGCCUUUGUCGAGGUUCUGAAGCGUCGUGGAUUUUUGCUUAAAAACGAGGAGAGCAGUAUUGAUUUGAGCAACCGGAUGUUCGUACGCAUGGAAUUCGUCAAAGCGGCGGCGCCGACGAAGGGUAAGGGAAAACCGGAUGAGCCUGCCCGACCGUCUCAGCCCAAGUUCAGAACGAAGGCUAAGUUCCUCGACGAGGACAACAACGAACCGGCGACGGAUGACGAGGCUAAAGUGUUGAAGCCAUGUUUGUAUAAAAUCAGAUAGAUCAGAGGAGCAGCAUCACUGCUUAUGAAAACGCAGAGCAUGCCAUGAUAUUCAUAAAUACCAGUCGCUUCGUGGAUGAGCGCA